AUGCCGCAGACCUACAGCGCCGGGACAGUCGCGAGGAUCCGGUGCGGAUCUGCGCUCACAUGCGUUCAGUUCUCGACGGGAAGCAUGCAAUGCUGGGGACUCCAGGGAAAUAACGAAACUUUCCCUCCCAGCCGGAUCUACACGACGUUCGAUCUUGGCUCGAGGCAUGGCUGCGGGAUUGAGAAGAGCACAUCAAAGAUAUACUGCUGGGGGCUGACGGCAGAUGGACGGACCAACGCUCCGCAAGGAAGCUUUAUCGCGGUUUCGAGCGGAGCCGGUCACAACUGCGCCAUCAUGUCCAACUACUCGAUUAUCUGCUGGGGAUUCAACCCGUACGUGCGUUGCUGUAUGGUAACAAAGUCCUUACUGCAUUCAAGAUACGGACAAGCCAACUCCUUCGAUUCAGCAAGUGGCUUGCCAUCUAGGACAGCUUUCAUCAAGGUCUCUGCUGGGCUCUCACACACCUGCGGCAUAUUGAAGGAUAGCACGUCCACCACGCAAGGGAAUGUCGUGUGUUGGGGACAUGACAACUUCGGUCAGUCGUCAGGCUCUAAGACAUACUCAACCACGAAGUUCACAGAUGUGUCUGCUGGCAUGCAGAACAGCUGCGGUGUUGCUGUGUCAUAUGGAGGACAAGCGAACAAAAUGCUGUGCUGGGGCAACUCUGAUACCGGGCAGAACAGCCCCACAGCGACUGAGACCUGGCAGAGCAGCUCGUAA
This is a messenger RNA of Guillardia theta CCMP2712, 720 nucleotides long. RefSeq lists its product as hypothetical. The transcript is spliced from 3 exons. The coding region runs from base 1 to 720 and encodes 239 amino acids. The record is from RefSeq and is a predicted model, not a curated record. Lineage: Eukaryota; Cryptophyceae; Pyrenomonadales; Geminigeraceae.